UCAAUGUACGUUAUAGCCGACAUCUUCGGAAUAUAUUAUAUAAUUUUAGCAAAAGAAUUGGUGAUUCAUGACAGCAAGGAAGCGCUUAUAGAUUCCAAACAAUUCGCAGACAAAGAAUAGAUCACAUGUCAUAUUAAUAGAUAUGUAUUUAGCAUAUUUUUAAAGAAACUCUACUAAUGGAGCCACUUGACGUAAACAAUAACAAUUAUAAUAUCAUAUUAUAAUGUUAAUUCACGCGUAUUGUUAUAAACCAUUAUGCUGUAUGAAAUACAUUGAGUAGGCAGGUUGAAAAAUUAGCCAAAAUGUCUGAAUACCAAUUAUAAAUAGUGGGAACAUGAAAUGAGUCUCAAAGUUGUUGGAGACAGGGAAGAGUACGGACCUGAUCAGCUCGAGACUACUUCUGCUCAAGAGUAAUCUAAGAAUAUCUGGAAGAAAAUGUAUCUACCAGGGCUACUUCUUGCGUUCUCUUAUUUGCAAUCAGCUCAAGGACCAAACGAUGUGUAUGUCCGCAAAGGCUCUCUCGAGAGCUUGGCUGCUGACCUCAAAGCCACCUCUCCAAACUUAAACCUGGAAGUCUUCAAAGAUUCUGCCAUUUACCGAGAGGGCAACAUGGGAUACUAUCUAUCAGAGAACCUUCGCGAAUUUGUAUCUGGAGGUGACGUACAGCCUACUGAGCGUGGAAUUAUCAUCACCAUCACUUUCGAUCCUCCUAAAACGGCUGAAGAUGAGACUACAUACGACCAGCAUCUGGAACAUAUAGUCCACCUUCUUCGGCAAGCUGGAGUCGAACAAAGCCUGGUCUCAGAAGACGAGUCUUACAUUAAACCCAUGCUUGAAUAUUACAAUAGUCUCCAGACCACAUCUGCUUAAAGAAAAUUAGAUUAAAAAAAACUUGAGAAUUAUUACCACAACCGAUACUGUUAGAAUCAAAUUCAAUUUUAAUUGUUACUUCUUGCACUGGCUGCGGUUGCACUUUUCUGUCCUUGUUGUUAUCUUGCAUUUGUUGAUAAAUAUAGCCUUCUAUUAAA
Molecule: messenger RNA, 1028 nt
Organism: Trichoplusia ni (cabbage looper)
Lineage: Eukaryota; Metazoa; Arthropoda; Insecta; Lepidoptera; Noctuidae
Exons: 2
Coding region: 436-870 (144 amino acids)
Source: RefSeq, a predicted model, not a curated record